UGCUUUGGCAGAUUUUUCCUACUUUAUAAAGACUACAUUAGAAUUAGAAUCAGAAUCAGAAUCAGAAUCAGAUUUAUUGGCCAAGUGUGAUGACACGCACAAGGAAUUUGGUUCCAGCAGUUUGUGACUCUCAAAGGUGCAUAAUGAACAGCUUAUUGGGAGGUGGAAUAGUCUGUGCUGGAGUUGGAAAUAUACUGCUGGCUGCAUCCACAGCCACAGAUUACUGGAUGCAAUAUCACCAGGCCAGUGGUUACAUGCACCAGGGCCUGUGGCACUUCUGUGUGCCUGGGAAAUGCAUAAUAAACACUGAAAACAUUGGUUUCCUGAAUGGCGUCGGCAUAUAUAUGAUCAUGGCUAACAUAACAGGCAUCCUUGGCAUGUUUCUAGGCAUCAUGGCUUUCUUUAACUACAACACUGUUGUUCGCUUAAACAGAACAUUUUUCGCUGCAUUUUUAUAUUACCUGUCAUUCUUUUACGUGCUUCCUGCGAUGGUUACAUACACUCUGAUGACUGUGUACUACUAUGAGAAGCAAUACGAAAACUGGAGAUUCUCCUGGUCGUAUUUAACGGGCUGGGUGUCAGUGGUGUUUACAUUCUUUUCAGGCAUUUUCUUCGUGUGCGCUCGUCGGAUACACUCACCAACAGGCACUGAGGUCUGAGGCAACUCAUCAUCUCCUCUUAGAUCGACUCAUCAUUCAGGCUGAAAUGGUUCAGUGUGAUCCUGGAUGCUUACAUUUUAAUUCAUUUCUUUACCUUAUGAUAAAAGAAUAAAUGGUUGAGACAAAACUACAUGUUCUACUUUAAUUUACAAAAUAAAACAAUCCUAGAGAAUACA
This is a messenger RNA of Tachysurus fulvidraco (yellow catfish), 835 nucleotides long. RefSeq names its product lens fiber membrane intrinsic protein-like. The transcript is spliced from 5 exons. Gene Ontology annotation, cellular component: plasma membrane. Bases 90 to 659 code for a protein of 189 amino acids. NCBI's taxonomy places the organism in Eukaryota, Metazoa, Chordata, Actinopteri, Siluriformes, Bagridae. The record is from RefSeq and is a predicted model, not a curated record. Gene Ontology annotation, molecular function: structural constituent of eye lens.